Messenger RNA from Schistosoma haematobium, 2379 nucleotides. RefSeq lists its product as uncharacterized. The coding region runs from base 1266 to 1853 and encodes 195 amino acids. Lineage: Eukaryota; Metazoa; Platyhelminthes; Trematoda; Strigeidida; Schistosomatidae. The record is from RefSeq and is a predicted model, not a curated record. The transcript is spliced from 3 exons.
GAUGCUGACCACAUUAGUUUUAAUGGACUCACCUAGCUGAAGGUGUUCAGUGAUACAUCCGCACCAGAUCACGAGUAGGAACGCCAUGCUCAACAUUCCCUGCAAUUGCCAACCAGAUUAGACCACACGAUCCUCGAUAUAUUGAUAGCCUAUCAAAUAUAUCUUCGAGCCUACUCGCUUCUGUCCAUUGAUUUCACUUGGCGUUGUCAAACUCCGAAUGCUUGUGACAUCUUUAUUGGUGAACCCAACGUGAUCUGGUACACCUGAUUGCAAACUGAUUCACGCGACUCUAAACGACCGCCUAUCACUCACAACCUAACAGAUUUGUACGAAGAUUUUAUCAGCAGCGAAAAGCUUCACUAUCAGCUGCAAAUGUUUCACAGUGCACCCGUCUAAUUGGACAUUCGCAAUGCAGUGAAAGCCGACAUUUGAUACACUGAGGCUCAACUCAUUUAUGGAACGACACUCCGACUUCCAGGAGAAUUCGUGGUUCCCUCGUCUUCUUCAAGGAAAGUGGACCUAAAUUUUCACACGAGCAGGCUUACAAAUGCAAUGCGUUCACUUAAACCUGCUUUCACUCGACCGCAAUCAAUUGAUAUUUUCGUUCAACCUGUUCUACGACACAGUUCACAUGUCUCUGUGUGUUGCGACUCACUUCGACGACUUCUCGAAACGACGUACGAAGGACCCUCCAAAGUUCUUCGGCGUUAACCUACGUGCUGUAUUAUCGAUAAGAACAGAAAUAGUAGUAGCAUCAGCAUCGAUUGACUCAAAGCCGAUUUUCGCCCGGUACAAUCGGAAGACACGAGUCUGACAACUACGAUACCUCGCUCGAUAAUGAACAGUCACGAUGACACUUUGGUGAUACCUGACAAACGACCGAAAUCAAAGGAUUCUGGAAGAAGAUUAUGUUUUGAAAAACACGCAAACGACUACUGCAUGUCAGACACUACGUAACACUUUCUUUAACCUCGAUCUUUUUGUAUGUAUUACUAUGUGCGUAUUCGAUAUUUGGUGACGUAGAUUUUGGAAAGAGAUAAUCCAUAAUAAUUUCCGGUGGUUUUUGGAGUUAAUAUUGUUAUUAGCGGUAAAAUUGGCAAUUUCUUUAGAACAGUUGAAGUUAUUAUUAAAAAGCAGCAGAUGUUAGCUGCUGAACAGCAACUUCUGGAAACAUUUUUGGAGAGACUAUUUAUCCCAGAACAUAGGGAAAAUAAAGAAUCUAUUUAUGAUGCCGAUAAUAGUCCAGUAACGGUCAUUUUAGAAGCAUGCCCCGUGGGGGUUUGAAUCCUUUUAUACCUGAAACAGGAUGUAAUAUAGGUAAAUUGUCCGGCUCACAGCAAGACGAUAUUUUGCUAAAUGCAUAUAAAGUUGUGACAACACCAGAUGAUCAAGGAACAGAUCCUGUAAAUAAAAUCCUGAGUCCAGAAUCAAAUAAACCACUAUUGGCCCUGUCUAACUCUGAAAAGAAACUCCAUCUACAACAAAAUGAUGGCUCAGGUGAUACUAGUCAAGAAGGCUGUGAAAGCGCAUAUCUAGAAAAUAACUGGGACAGUACAAUAAACCUAGUUGUACUAAAAGCUACUCAAAAUCAUUGGAAGACAGAAGCUUUUAAUGAACCGAAUUCGUAUCCGACUUCACAUGUCCAUUUACUAGAUAUGACUUCUCAUAAUAAUGCACAUAAUUUUUGUGAAAUUUCUUGUAAAAAUGAGGAUAUAUCGGCCGAACCAAAUUAUGACCAAAAGUUUUAUCCAAUUUUGCUAGAUGUUGAUUUUCCUAGUGACCUAGUAUCAACUAAUCAGAUUCGUAAUGAGUUUGAAGAAAUUUUCCAGAAGAACCAAAUCCUGAUUACCUGAAAUCAAAUAACCAUUUCGCCAUUUCUACUGGAUUCCCCAUUCAAUGCGAGAAACAUGAUUUAAAUAAAGUCAUUAAUUGUAACUUGGAAAUAUGAGGAACCAACAUUAUUCCAAGGAAUAGGAUAUUGUCGGACAGUUUAGAGUUACACGAAUUUUUAAAAAUCAGGAUUUCAACUUCGGAUCUUAAAAAAAUAGAAGUGUUAUGUCCUAGCAAAGAUUAAAUUGUGAGUAACUUCUGAGACCUAUUAAUUGACUAAUAUGAUCUAUAUAUACUUAUGGUGUAACUAUUCAGUAAUUGAACUAUGUUUAUUUACAGUUCCCUUAUUAUGAGCUUCGUCUUGAUCUAUAAUUUAUUAUUAUACGGUUUGCUGUUCUUAAAUUAUGCUGAAUUUAUGAGUAACUAUCACCCACGUUCACAGCCACAUUUUGGCUUAAUUGUGUGUAAACGUUAUUUCCUAUUUUAUGGUGCGUUGUGGUCUGUUUGGUAUGUAUAUAAACCCAGUAUUUCUGAAAUAAAUGAUUCGCA